CACAUUGAGGAAAUAAAAAAUAUAAAUAACAAUAAGAAUAAAAAUUUCAAGGAAGUUGAAUUACAAAAAGACAAAAAUUAUGAGGAAGAUAUGGAAAAAAUUGAAACCGAAGGAUAUAAAAAGUUAGAAAAAAAAUUAAAAUAUUGGAAAAUAAAGGAAGAAAUAAACGAAUUAGAAAACAGUAUUAGCAAUUUAGAAGAGUCAAAACAAUUGAAAAAAUUAAGAAAAGUGAAAGAUGGAAUAUUGAAAAAAAUUGAUAAAAUGAUAGAGGAAAACAAUCAAAAAUUAGAUAGAAAAUUAAAAGAAGCACGAAAAGAAGGAAAAAUUUUUUGGGAAAAAAAAUUGGAAAACUUGAAAGUAGGGCAUAAUAAAUUGACUGAUGAAGGUUUGCUAAACAUAGAUGAGGAACGAAAAGAGUUUAUUAGAAAAUAUGAUGAUUUUAUUGUUGAAUUAAAAGAAGAAUGGUUUAGAGCUUUAUUUUAUCAUGUAUUUGAUGAAGUAAACAAAAAUGAUGACAAAAAGAAGUUGAUAAUUAAAUUAAGUAAGGAAAUCAUAGAAGAGGAGAAAAAUGAAAAAGGAGAAGCAAGUACUAGUUAUAAUAUUGAAACAAAUCAAGAUGAAAAAGAGGAACAUGUUCUUUAUUCUGACAAAAACAGUGUAAUUAGAAAAACAUUUUUGCUUAAAAUUUAUGGAAAAGAAAAUGCAGUAAAAUUAGUUAAAGAGAAGAAGGAUUCAGCAAUUUUUGUGAAUAUGAACGAUAAAAUUACAUUUGGAGUGAAUGAAGGCAAGUUUUUAAAGACAACUACAUAA
Meloidogyne enterolobii is the source of this 810-nucleotide messenger RNA. The record is from the annotation of a GenBank genome assembly. NCBI's taxonomy places the organism in Eukaryota, Metazoa, Nematoda, Chromadorea, Rhabditida, Meloidogynidae.